Folsomia candida is the source of this 2370-nucleotide messenger RNA. It is a transcript of the gene Ythdc1, whose product is annotated as YTH domain-containing protein 1. Lineage: Eukaryota; Metazoa; Arthropoda; Collembola; Entomobryomorpha; Isotomidae. Bases 306 to 1844 code for a protein of 512 amino acids. Gene Ontology annotation, cellular component: nucleoplasm. Gene Ontology annotation, biological process: regulation of alternative mRNA splicing, via spliceosome; mRNA splicing, via spliceosome. Gene Ontology annotation, molecular function: N6-methyladenosine-containing RNA reader activity; mRNA binding. The record is from RefSeq and is a predicted model, not a curated record. The transcript has 13 exons.
UCAUUUUAUGUUGUGGAGAGUCUUCACUCUUCACUCGCACUUCAUUCUGCAACACAACAUUUUUUUUGUUCGGAAAAUAAGCAAUUUCUUAUCUUGAAGACAGACUUAUGGUAACGACUUAUCUCAAAUGACAGGUUUUGGUGUACCUGCUGUACUGCUGCUGUUGGCUGGGACUGCUCAAAGUUAAAAAAUACUCCACAAUUGAAGAAAGUGCGGGACCAAAGAAGUGAAUACAAAUAUUAACUUGACGCUCCUAUAUCAUCCCGACUCCCGAGUCGUCAACGCCAUCGGAAAUUAGAUACAGAAUGAGUAGUAAUACGGAGUCAGGAAAGGACUCCGUGGUUAACAUCCUUGACGAAAUAUUGCAAGAAAAUUUGGAAGACAUAGGAGGAAUCGGCAAUAAGGCUCAAGACAAGAGUAGAAGUAAGCAACCGAAUAAAAUCGAGGGGUCAUCAGGUGAACGCAAUAUGGCAGGCAAUGGUGGAGAGGAUGAAGACAUGUCUUCCUCCUUAUCGAAAGAUAAGGAGGAGGAUCACUACGAUACGAGGAGUGAAGUUAGUUCCUCCGAUGACGAUCAGGAACAGAUAUCCAACCCAUCGCUUAGCUCUGCAAGUUUCAGGACCGACAGUGAUCUAGAUACCGAUGACGAGAAGAAAAAGACUUCUGGCGACGAGGCUCUUCAAAGGCAGCAAAAGAAAGAGUAUGCAUCAAAACUGAGUUACAUUCUGAGAGAUGCCCGAUUUUAUCUGAUGAAGAGCAAUAAUUUGGAAAAUGUUGCACUAUCCAAAAUGAAAGGGGUUUGGUCAACACUUCCAGCAAAUGAGAAUAAAAUUAAUCAGGCGUUUCGAGAAUCGCGAAAUGUUGUUCUCAUAUUUUCUGUCAAAGAAAGUGGAAAAUUCUCCGGUUUUGCUAGACUUUCAACUGAAUCGCAGCGUAAUGGUACACAAAUUAAUUGGAUUCUGCCGGCCGGAUUAAGCCAGCGAGCCUUAGGUGGAGUCUUCAACAUUGAAUGGAUUGCAAAGAACGAACUGUCCUUCACCAAAACUCAACAUCUUUUCAAUCCAUGGAAUGAAGGAAAACCUGUCAAGAUUGGACGCGAUGGACAGGAAGUUGAACCUCACGUGGCUUCUGAACUCUGUCGCUUGUUUCCUUCGGACACUAAAGUGAAUUGGAGCUCGAUUUUGAAGAAUAGCAAGGAGGCAGCUAAGCGAGUUGGACCAGUGAAGGUUAACGGUCCGAUCGGAGCCCCUGGAGGAAUGGCAAUGGGGCGAGGAGGAGGAGGUGGAAUGCGUGAUCGAAGAGAUAUGAUGAGAGGAAGACCCAACAACAACAACACAUCCUUUCGUAAUACAAGACCCUUCGACUAUGGGAGAGCCCCAAUGCGACGACGAUUCCCAAUGGAAGAUGAAUAUUCUCGUCCAAAGCGACCCCGAGGACCUUACGAAUACUAUAAUAAGGGACCCAUGGGUGGUGGGAUGUCCUACAUGAGUCGGGAUGUGGAUCUCCCUCCUGCUGCCCGCUAUGCUCGUGAAAGAAGCUACGGCUCACCUCAUGGAUAUGAAGACUAUCGGGAUUACCACCGACCACCACCAAUGGCACCAUUACCAUAUCCUCCACCGCCUCCAUUCGAUGCAUUGCCACCACCACCGCGGUAUUAUGACGGUCCACCAUUACCAGAAUUUCCGUCGUCGUCUAGGUCCGCUGUUCGUGCAUCUAGCCCGUACGAGAAAUCUGUCUCUGACUUUCUGAGGCGUACUGGUGAUGGUCGUCGAGAUCGAGAAAGGGAGCGAGAUCGUGAGAGGGACCUGCGUGAUCGCGAAAGGAAGUAUAGAGAUAGGAGAUAAAUUAUUACUACAAGUUAGACAAGUCCGUUUUCACAUGACUGCUGCGUGCAAUCUUUUCGUCGGUAUUAUUAAUACUUUUUUUUGUUCAAGUAAUUGAAAUUGGAAUUAAUUCAAUUCUUCCUAGAGUCUCAGCAAUGUCUAAUUAUUAUUAUUUUUUGUAUAAGCAGUCCGCUAGGGAUGAAUCCCAUUUACUAUUUGAUAGAAUAACCCCUAUUUAUACUGACGUCCCGCAUAAUACCAGCCACAAAAGUGCAUUUAUAAGACCCAAUGUAUGACGUUAAGUAAUAAUCCAAUUUUGAUCUACAAAUUCGAUUUAGUUUGUCAUUAAUGAAAUAAGUAUGCAUUACAAAUACUACAAUGUAAUAUUAAUUGUAGUGAGUUUUUUUUGCCUAGCUAUAGUAUCCAACCCAUAAAAUAAUAUUUAAAUCUUUAGUCUUUUCUUGAAUUGUAAACCAUUCUUUGUUCUUUAUGUAUUGCAUACCUUGCAAGAAAUAAUACAAACGAAUAAAAUUUAUUACAUGAACUA